AUGUCAAAUGUCGUGCAGGAGGAGUACCCCGAGGUUCUCCUGAGUAUCCUAGAGGACUUGGCUGCAGUGAGGCAGUGCUUGAGCUUCCAGGACCUGUGCCGUUUGGUGAGCUCGAGGUUUGCUCUGGAGCACCUCUUGGAGCUUCGGUCUCUGCUAUUCAAUGCCGCAUCCCGUGACCCAUGUUUUCCCGCCACGUUGUUCCGAGAACGUGUCACCUGUAGGAGGCAGCGGCUCUCGCCCAUCGCCGUGGCUGCCGAUAUCAUCACCAUCUUCAACCUCAUCCAGAUGACAGGGGACAGGUCCGAGCCACCACAGCCAAUCAGGACACAGACGCCGAUGCCAGUUGAUCAAUCAACAGGGCCCACACUGCCAGGAGUGCACCAUCUGAGCACGCCCAGGAGAGAGAGAGUCCGUGCUCACUCUGACUCUAGUGGGCGAGGUCUGGAGCACUUGCCCCUCCCCCGACAUGGGUACUCUGCUCGGAAACGCGGCAGUUUACCUCCAGACCCUCUGUCUGUGCUGCUCUCGCCUCCACCCACCCGAGCACGGUCCGUGUCCUUCGACCUGCCCCCCACUACCGUUCUGUACCCGCCCGGGCACCCUGGGACCAUGAGAAGCCUCUACCUACCCCUGGAAACAGAUAGCGAUUCCAGCGAGUCGACCCACGCAGACGUGUUUGAACCUGAGCCAGAAACCUCCAUAGGCCAAAAGAGGAAAAUUUUUAAAAAGGACUUCCACAACCAACCACCACUAAUCCCACAGGUCACAGUCCAAAGUGAAUCCCCAAGUCCAACGGUGAAGACUGGAUUUGACAACCACAGUUUUGAGAUGAUCCCAAACCCAUACCCCUCCCCCGCAGUGCCCCAUCUCUCUCUCCAAGACACCAAAAACUCUAAAAACAACAAACAAACCAAGCACGAAAGCCUCGAUGACCUACAGGACUCCACCUACUUUGGCCCAGGAUCAGUACCCGAGUCCUGGUCUCCGCGCCAUCUUCACCCGCCACCCCAAAAGUCCCUCUGGAGUAACAGGAGCCACAGUUUGGAGGAUCGGAUCGGCACCAGCCUAAAUCCAAAUGCUCCUCUCAACCCAAAACUGAGACAGCCCCUAAGAAGGUCUAGCCACCACAAUGUACUCGGGAAACUGUCUCCAGGAAGGGGGUGUGCGGAGGUUGUACCCAAAGAGGGGGAGGAUUUUCGAGCACAGGCCACUCAGACAGACCCACCUGACCCACGACGGCUCCGCAGCCUGGUGCAUGCCGACCGACUGUCCUUUAUGACCUCCUUAGAUGACCCAGAUCUGUGUGAGGACGAUAUUAGCGCCAUCUUCAGGUUUUUAGAUGACAUUAGUAUGUGUGGCUCCACAGGAGUCCUCCAUGCAGACGGGGGACUGAACCAGGACACUCCCGAGGCACGCCGAGGCCGUCUGGGUCAGCUCUCACGCCUCUUCCACUCAUUAGAAAGCAGCGACGAUGGUUUGAAGGCCAGCGUCUGUAAGCUCCUGUUACGAAUGAGCCAAAUUGAACGGCAGCUGGAGUCACUGGCAGAGGUGAAGUCAGAGAUCUCCCAAGUGCUCUCGGCUUUGCAACGACUGGACGAGAAGAUUCAACAGCCCCUAACUACUGGAGGGCAUGUGGGCAGCAGCUCCAGCCGAUGGUUAGAGCCUCUGAGUGGGGUCAGCUCCUUCAUGAGUCACCCUGUCACUCCGUCAGAAAGCUCCGAACCUCAGCCCUUGUCUGUCUCCGGGCACCUGUCGGAGGACUUGUCAGGGCACCUGUACCCGGGCACCAGCAGCAGCAGCCUGGACUGGAGCAGGUGGAACUGCCCCACUCUUGCAGAAGGAUCCAAGGGUCAAAUGGUGGAGAGAAAAGAAAGUUUAUCGCAACGCGCCUCGAAAAAUGAAGAAAAAGAUGAGACAUCUGCUUUAAACCUGAAGACAUCUGCACGAGACUGGAAAAUGUACAAAAGCAGUGAGAGCAAAGCGGCCAAUGGAAAACUGGGACAGGUGGAGCAGUCUAGUAGCACCACAAAUCUGCUGUCCUCCAACCUGAUGGAUCAGAUGUUCAAUUCCUCCAUGUUCAGAGGGCAGGGGGCGUUGUCCUCCGAGGGCAGAGGAGAGAGAGGAGCCAGAGCCGUGUGGACAGUGGAUGAGCGAGAAGCACGAGUCUCUCCCCUAGAUCUACAGGGGCAGGACCCAUUGGACCCCACUCAGCUGGAGUUCUGGAUGGAUGACCUUUAUACUCAAGGGCAGGGCGGGCUGCUUCAGAGAAGCCUGGAGCUGAGGAGAUCAAAGCUCUGCAAAGUGACUGCUCUGCUACUGACUGCUAUGGCCAUCGUCCUGAUUAUCACUGUGCCCCUGCUCACUGUGGGCUGACAGGGGUCAAGCUCUAUGGAUGUGACACACUGAGGUCUGCUUUAAACCUGCACACUUAC
This is a messenger RNA of Periophthalmus magnuspinnatus, 2432 nucleotides long. Its product is annotated as major intrinsically disordered Notch2-binding receptor 1-like. Gene Ontology annotation, biological process: negative regulation of TOR signaling; negative regulation of cell population proliferation. NCBI's taxonomy places the organism in Eukaryota, Metazoa, Chordata, Actinopteri, Gobiiformes, Gobiidae. The coding region runs from base 1 to 2373 and encodes 790 amino acids. The transcript is spliced from 5 exons. The record is from RefSeq and is a predicted model, not a curated record. Gene Ontology annotation, cellular component: plasma membrane.